Tauraco erythrolophus (red-crested turaco) is the source of this 2302-nucleotide messenger RNA. NCBI's taxonomy places the organism in Eukaryota, Metazoa, Chordata, Aves, Musophagiformes, Musophagidae. The record is from RefSeq and is a predicted model, not a curated record.
CUCAUCGGGCACACGGACAGGAUCUCCGGGUUCGCGUUUUGCCACUGCCCCGGGCAGAGCAGCCUCUGCGCCAGCAGCUCCGACGACGGGAGUGUCCGCGUGUGGGACGCGGAGAGCCUGGCUCCGGUGGCGGAGCACGGCCUGCACCGGAACGCAAUCUCGGCAUUGCACUGGUCGCCCCUUGUGAAAGAUUUGAUCGUGUCGGGUGAUGAAAAAGGUGUAAUUGUUUGUUACUGGCACAACAGGAGUGACAGCCAGCAGUUCUUCCCAGAGCCUCGGAAAAUUUUUUGUCUCACUUGUUCUCCUCACCAUGAAAACCUGGUGGCAAUUGGAGAAGUUCUUCAUCGGCUAAGAGGCCAUGACGAUGAAAUACAUUGUCUGGCCUGGUGCCCUGUGCCUGGUGAGGAAAGGUUACCUGCUUGGCAAGAUGAACUCCAAGUUCGUUCAGAGGAAGGCAAAGUUCCAAAUGGGGACCUGACACAGGACACAGCCACGAAGAAGGGUUGUUACCUGGCUUCAGGAAGCAAAGAUCAGACCAUACGAAUAUGGAGCUGUACUAGAGGCAGAAGUGUAAUGACUUUGAAGUUGCCACCCACCAAGAGAAGAGGUGGAGCCGUGGAUCCUGCUGUUAAAGAGCGCAUUUGGCUGACUGUUCACUGGCCUUCUGGCCGUUCCACAGAAAUUGUAUCCAGCUCUUUUGGAGGAGAACUGCUACUUUGGGAUUUGGCCCAAUCUGGAAAACGCAAGUGGACGCUUCUAGGAUCUUCAGAAGGACAAAAUCACUCACGAAUAGUGUUCAAUCUCAGUUCUGUGAAGUGUCAAGACAAAGAGCUCCUGUUUUCCAUUUCAAUGGACAGAGAUGUGAAGUGCUGGGACCUAUCAACUCUCGACUGUAGCUGGACAAUGCCCUCACUUGGAGGAUUCGUCUAUAGUCUAGCCUUCUCCCCUGUGGACACGGGCUGUCUUGCCAUUGGUGUUGGAGACAGCAUGAUCCGGGUGUGGAAUACUUUGUCCAUGAACAAUAUCUAUGAUGUUAAAACCUUCUGGCAAAGCAUAAAGGCCAAGGUUACAGCAUUAUCCUGGCAUCCAACUAAAGAAGGCUGCUUGGCUUUUGGAACAGAUGAUGGGAAAGUUGGCAUAUUUGACACCUUCUCCAGCAGUGCUAAGAAUAAGCCACCUCAGAUCUCCAGUACUUACCAUAAGAAGACUGUAUACACAUUAGCCUGGGGACCUCCAACUCCUCCUCUGUCUUCUGGAGGAGAAGGUGAACAGCCCUCUGUAACUUUAUAUAGUUGUGCUGGAGAAGGUAUUGUGUUUCAGCACAACCCCUGGAAGCUUAAUGGAGAGGCAAAUGACAUCAACAAAGUCAUCCAAGACACUAAUUCAAUCAAACACAAACUGCCUGCACGCACAGAGAUCAGCUGGAAACCAGAUGGCAAACUCUUGGCUCUUGGCAAUGAAGAUGGCUCAAUUGAAAUAUUUCAGGCGCCGAACCUGAAGUUGCUCUGCACUAUCCAGCAGCAUCAUAAACUGAUUAACGCUAUUCGUUGGCAUCACGAGCAUGGGACCCAGCCAGAGCUGAGCUACUUGAUAGCUUCAGGCUCAGUUAAUGCCACUAUUUAUGUGCAUAAUCUGAAGAGCAUCGUAGAGAGCACUUCAGAAAGUCCUUUGACAAUAACGGAGCCUUUUCGAACUCUGGCUGGGCACACAGCUAAAAUCACAAGCCUCUCUUGGAGCCCCCACCAUGAGGGAAGACUGGUAUCUGCUUGCUAUGAUGGUACUGCACAGGUAUGGGAUGUUAUGAAGGAAGAGCCACUCUGCAACUACCGAGGGCACCAGGGCCGGCUACUGAGUGUCCAGUGGUCACCAGUGGAUCCAGAUUCUGUUUAUACAGGAGCAGAUGAUUUUGCAGUUCACAAGUGGCACAUCUCGAAGCAGGAACAUACACGGCCUCCUCAGGGCAAAAAGAGUAUAGAAUUAGAGAAAAAAAGAAGUAUCCAACCAAAAGUGAAAACCAAGAAGAAGAAAAAGCCUAUAGGAAAGAGUCCAGCCACGCAGGAUCUGAGUGAUGCCAUGAACGGAGAUGAGAACGUGAAGGAAAUGUUGCGAGAGGAAAAUGGAGUGUCGGACCAUGAAGGAGAAAAAGAAGCUCAAGAGGCAGAGUUGCCUGACACAGUCUCCAUGACUGCGUGCAAGGAUACAUCUUCCUCUGGAUAUGAUUACUCUUCAUUCAGCUUGUCAAAGCCUUUUCUGACUCAGAAAGCCACUUCUGUGAAAAAGGAUCCACCUAAAGAGAAACCAA